Molecule: messenger RNA, 1554 nt
Organism: Paramecium pentaurelia
Lineage: Eukaryota; Ciliophora; Oligohymenophorea; Peniculida; Parameciidae
Source: the annotation of a GenBank genome assembly
AUGAUUAUAUAUACAAUAUUCUUAUGUCUUGUGUAAAGUUUACCAAAUUACUAUGGAACAGUCUAGAUAGAUACUCAAUAAAUAAUUUAACUAAACUAAACUUAAAAAGUGAAUAGCUUAAUAAUCAAAUUCUAUAAAAGAGAAGAAAAUAUACUUUGUUUAGUUUCUUCAAGUGAUUUGGAUUAAACAAAAUUAAGUGAUCUAGACUUAAAUUACAAUCCCAAAGGAUCUGAAAUAUAUGAUUAUCAAAGUUACUUAGCCAAUAAUGAGAAUCAGCUUGUCUAAAUUGUUUAUGCAUCAAUAAUCUAUAUUAAAUGUUUGCAAUAAAACUAUAUUCAAUAAUAACCUAUCAGUCUAGAAAUCUAUUAUUCUGAAAAUGAACUUGUUUAAGGAUGUAUUAAUGAUUGUAAUGGAUACAAUUAUCCUGAAAUUAUGGAUUCUGUUUGUGUAGCUUAAUAAUGUCAUUGUUUAUAAGGUGCCUUUGGAUAAUAUUGCUAAUUCUAAUUUUCAUAGAUAUAAAGCAAUGUUCUUACUUCAUUUACAUUAGAUUCACAUAAUUGGAAGUAUUUUCAAUACAAAUUUAGUACAAAGGACAUUAAUCUAUCUUCUUAAAAUGAAGAAGAUGAAUUAUGUAUUUAAUUGUGUAAUAAAAUAUAUAGAUUACAGUUUUGUAUUAAAGGCAAAUCCAUAAUUGAAUAUUCCAACUUUGAAAGAUAGUUAGAAAUUAUAUUCAGUUAAUAAUAUUUAAUAAGAAUUAAAAAGUAAAAUGUCUUAUACUUAUGUCGAUAUAAUUUACAUAGGAUUAUACAAUAAUCAAUCAAAAUCUGUUAAUUUAUAAUUUAAGAUCAUUACAACUGAAGAAGAGGAAGAAAGCACAUUUGAAAGAAAUAAAAUUAUUAUCAUUGUAACUGGCUGUGUUGUAGGAUCAUUACUUUUAUUUGCAUUUGGUUUAUCAGCUCUCAAAUCUCGAUAAUAACGAUAAUUCCAAUAACAAAUACAAGAGGUCAUUAGAAGAAAUCUAGAUUAAGUUCGUGAUAUGGAACCAAUUUAAAACUAAAGUCCAGAGCGUUAAAUUAUUUAAACAAAUAAUAAAGGUACAACUUAAGCAACUUAUGAGGUUUCUCGUUAAGGUUUAUUAAAGAUCAUUUUAAAGGACAUACCAAUGAAAAAAUAAUUAAAGCAUAUCCAGGUUUGUCCUAAUUUGAAGAAUGUGCUGUAUGUUUAGAAUAAAUGAAGAAGGCUACUACAAAACUUUAAAAGAUUUGUUCUGUUACUCCUUGUUUUCAUAUUUUUCAUUCAAUGUGUUUGGAGGAAUGGUUAUUAAGAUAAAAAAAUUGUCCAUUUUGUAGAACUGAAUUCACAAGAAAAAAAAUAAUUAAAGAUUAUCCUUGGUUGGAAAUUAAUACUAUUAGAGUUAAUAAUACAGAUUCUACUUAUUUAAGUCGUAUGAAAAAUAAUUUAGAAUCUGUUAAUGAAAGUUAAAUAGAAUUUAUAAAGUAAUAACCAUAAGACAUAGAAUAAUAAUCAAAAUAAAUUGAAGAAAUUAAUGAAUGA